CUUUAUCGAUCAGACAUAUUCAGUCCGUAACAAGACUUCACAGCAAAAUGAAGGCUCUUCUGGUUUUCGCCGUUUUGGUCGCUACUAGUUACGCUGCUGAGCAAGAAGUGUUGUCUUUGGAAUACUCGAAAGCAGUUUUAGGAGAACUACGCAAAUGUAAAGCACAAUUUCCGAGCAUCACUGAAGAGGAUUACCGAUCGUUGAUUACCGAUAAAAAACUGCCAACCACGAGAGACCAAGAGUGCUUUGCGAAGUGCUAUGCCACAGAAAGGGGAUACUAUAAGGGACCUGGUAAUUUGGACCUUGUAAAACUGAAAACGAAUAACGCUGAAAAAUAUAAGAUUCCUGAGAAUCUCCGUACUGCCAACGAGAUAGACGACGUCUGUGUUAAGAAAGCCAAAUCAGUGACUGAUGAUUGUAAAACCGUAACGACAUUCUACGUGUGUAGGGCGACGACAGCCAGGGAAAAAGGCUUUAAGUUCGCGAAAUAUCACCCAGAUGCUACGGUUUGAUUGUUCUGUACCAGCCUGUUUGAAUUACAUGAUGUUUAUUGAUAAAAGUUGUAAUUAAACGUUAUGUUUGAAUAAAGUUUUCCUUGUUUUCAUUGCAAAA
Molecule: messenger RNA, 612 nt
Organism: Cimex lectularius (bed bug)
Lineage: Eukaryota; Metazoa; Arthropoda; Insecta; Hemiptera; Cimicidae
Exons: 7
Coding region: 48-512 (154 amino acids)
Molecular function (GO): odorant binding
Source: RefSeq, a predicted model, not a curated record